Messenger RNA from Capronia coronata CBS 617.96, 1329 nucleotides. RefSeq names its product alkanesulfonate monooxygenase. The transcript has a single exon. The record is from RefSeq and is a predicted model, not a curated record. Lineage: Eukaryota; Fungi; Ascomycota; Eurotiomycetes; Chaetothyriales; Herpotrichiellaceae. Gene Ontology annotation, molecular function: monooxygenase activity; oxidoreductase activity, acting on paired donors, with incorporation or reduction of molecular oxygen. The coding region runs from base 1 to 1329 and encodes 442 amino acids.
AUGUCGGACUCAAAGCAAAUGCACCUGACGGCCUUCAUGCGGCCAGUCAGUCUGCACACCGGAGCAUGGCGGUACCCGGGGUCAUAUCCCGACGCGAACUUCAACCUGGCGCACCUGAAAUCAUUCAUCCAGAAGCUGGAGCAGGGCAAAUUCGACGCCUUCUUCAUGGCGGACCACCUGGCGGUGCUGAACAUGCCGGUGGAAGCCCUGAAGCGCAGCCAGACAAUCACGUCGUUCGAGCCGUUCACCCUUCUAUCAGCUUUGUCGCAGGUGACGGAGAAGAUCGGGCUCGCGGCGACGGCGUCGACGACGUACGACGAAGCAUACCACAUCGCCCGCCGCUUCGCGUCGCUGGACCAUCUCAGCAACGGCCGGGCGGCAUGGAACAUCGUGACGACGGGGAACCCGGAGUCGUCCAAGAACUUCAACCGCGACGAACACGUCGAGCAUGCCGAGCGGUAUAAGCGGGCGCGCGAGUUCUACGACGUGGUGACGGGCCUGUGGGACAGUUUCGCCGACGACGCAUUCGUGCGCGACCAGGAGAGCGGGAUUUUCUUCGACCCGGAGAAAAUGCACGUAUUGAACCACGUCGGCGACGAGCUCAAGGUCAAGGGCCCCUUGAACAUCGCGCGGCCUGUCCAAGGGUGGCCCGUCAUCGUGCAAGCCGGCCAGUCGGAGCCCGGGAGACAGUUGGCCGCCGAGACGGCCGAGGCGGUCUUCUGCUCGCCGCGCAACCUCGAAGCGGCGAAACAGUUGUACGCCGAUAUCAAGGGCCGCGCCGUUGCUGCUGGGCGCAAUCGCGAUCAUCUCAAGAUCCUACCCGCUGCGCUCAUCAUCGUCGGUGACUCGGUCGAGCAGGCGAAAGCCAAACGACUGAAGCUGGAUAGUCUGGUCCACUAUGAUAGCGCUAUUGCUUCGCUGUCGGUCGCGCUGGGCACUGAUGCGUCUCAAUUCGACCCGGACGGUCCACUGCCGAAAGACAUCCCCGACACUAAUGCCAGCAAGACGAGUCGCGAUUCAGUCAUCAGGCUCGCCGAGGAGGAAGGGUUGACUGUGCGCCAGUUGGCAGGGCGGUAUGGUGGGUAUUCCGGCCUAGCGUUUGUCGGCACGCCUGAGUCCAUCGCGGAUGAAAUGGGUACUUGGCUCAAGGAGGAGGGCGCGGAUGGCUUCACGGUCGUGUUUCCCUUCCUGCCGCAAGGCUUGAAUGAUGUCGUUGACAAGCUGGUGCCGGAAUUGCAGCGGCGUGGCAUCUUCCGGCGCGACUAUGAGGGCACCACGUUGCGGGAACAUCUUGGUCUUCCGCGGCCGAAGAACCAGUUCUUCUCGUGA